Molecule: messenger RNA, 1224 nt
Organism: Giardia duodenalis
Lineage: Eukaryota; Fornicata; Diplomonadida; Hexamitidae
Product: Farnesyl diphosphate synthase
Exons: 1
Coding region: 1-1224 (407 amino acids)
Biological process (GO): trans, trans-farnesyl diphosphate biosynthetic process
Cellular component (GO): cytoplasm
Molecular function (GO): dimethylallyltranstransferase activity; (2E,6E)-farnesyl diphosphate synthase activity
Source: RefSeq, a predicted model, not a curated record
AUGGCCUCGUACACCGUCUCGAAUUAUGUCAAGCUCGACGCACACAAGCGCCAGAAGUGCAUCAAGGACUUCGCAACUGAGAAGGUGGACAGCUUUCUAGAGACGUUCAUCCCAGUUUACCUCCCCAACCUUUUCUCCACUGGCCUUCUCCGUGACCACAUUGUAGAGGUAAUUAAGUACAACGUUGUAGGAGGGAAGAUGACUCGAGGGACUCUGGCGGCGGACAUAUUCCUUCAGACUGUACGGUUCUUGUUUUCAGGCCUCUUAGAAGACUCAAACUUUUCGGAGGAGCUUUUCAACUUGGCAAUCGAUAUCUGCCUUGUUCAAGAAAUUCUCCAGGGUGCUUUCCUGAUGAUUGACGACGUGAUCGACCACAGCACAAUUCGUCGCGGCAAGCCGUCGUGGCGCGCGGUAGUUGGCGAUGAGCAGGCUGUGAACGACGGCCUGAUACUCUGGCAGAUAGCAGACUCUCUAGUUCUUUAUCUAGAGGACAAGUGUGGGAAGACCCUUAAGAUCUUUGAGGUGUACCACCAAGCAAAGGCAAACACGACCCUUGGACAGCACCUAGACACCUUCACCAAGACCUAUUCUCAAAGGCAUACGAUGGGUCAUCUUAACGAUACAUACAUUUUAAAGACAGCCUAUUAUACCUUCUAUUUGCCACUGAUAAUGGGAUAUAGAUCUGGCGUUCUCUUUGGUAACAUGGCCAUUGGGACUACUGCAGCUUCUGAAAAGGGAUACACCAUGCAAAAGGUCGACUCCAUACUCAACUUACAGCAGCGUCUGGAUACAGACAUAGAGCAACAGAUCCACAAGAUAAGUAUGGACCUGGGAAGGCUCUAUCAGAUGCAGGAUGACUUCUUGGAUUUCUACGCCCCAGAGAUCCUUCACAAGGAGUCAUCUGACUACCUGGAGAACAAGGCCACUUGGCCACUCGUGCGUGCCCUUGAACUAUCAGCGUCAGAGGAGGCCCGUGGCAAGGGUGUCUCGCCGCAGACCAUACUGACCAUCUAUGGUAAGCGAGCGUCAGAGAAGGAGAGCAUACAAAAGCUGUUUGAUGCACUGGACUUGAAGAGUAUCUAUAUCCAUGAAGCAAGUGCCCUACUGAAGCAGUGCAAGGAGGAGGCCGCCAGCAUGCCUCCAUAUAUUUCAGACAGUAUUGAAGACGUCUUCGACAUGCUGAGUUCUCGCAUCAACGUCGAGAUCAUUCGCCCCUCCAAGUGA